AUGGACUCACCUGGGUCUCAGGGUGUCCCACAAUUCUCCAGCUUCCGACCUCCCCCUCCCUCUCCUCCGACCACCGCUACCGGUUCGGAGCAUGAACAUCGCCGGCGUCGCCCAGGCCAUCGUCCGCGUGCAGACCGGAAAGAGUCUCCGCGCUCCCGUCGCCAUGAAAGGCACUCGGAUGGUGGCCGUCGAGAGGCGACAGGUGGAGAAAUUAAGGAGCGCCUGAGUGGGGAAAGAAUUGACGAUGUAAACGCUGCAAAUGAUGAGGCAAACAAAGGAUUUGUCGUCGACAGCCGCGGCGAUCGUGAUAAUACACGUUACGGCGUGGAUCGUUACGAGGUCCCUGCGUACCAUCGCAAUGGAAAUGGUUUUGUACUUGGUCUCCCUAACCAGCGCAUUGAUUACCAAACGCGAUAUGACCAAGGUCCCCUUCUCCUUCUUCGCCCCGACUCAGGCUCUGCAACCUCUGCAGCUAAGCCUCUCUCCGCCGAAACCCUAUCUGCUUUGUCCAUCAAUCUUCCCACUCGCCUCCGGUCUGAUCUUAAUACCAACCUUGCUGCUCAGACCCAACAUUCACAAAAUUUCAUCUCAACAACUGUCCCAUCUCAACCCGGCGUUGCGGCAACCGCCAACUUAGAUAAUGAACCACCGUCUUAUCGCUCCAUCAACGAUCAGGCUAAGUCCGAAGAAGUCACCGAGGAGUUUGAUGCGGACGCCUUCACUCGACUUGCUCUCGAAGCUGAAAUCUUGAAUCGCAAUGCCAAGUUGAACAGCGCAGUAGCACAACAACCCAAUGACAUCCAAGCAUGGAUCCGUCUUGCUGAGCAUCAGGAAAUUGCUAUUACUGGCGCUAGACCUGGGGACCGCAAGUCCCACCUCGAUGAUAUCCAAGUUGUGGCAAGAGCCAAGCUGUACGUGUAUGAAAGAGCGAUCAAGGCCAACGCACAGAAUCCCGAACGCGACCACCUCUUGCUGGGCCGUAUGGAAGAGGGUGCGAAAGUCUGGGAUUCAACAAAACUCGCAUCGGAAUGGGACGCUGUCCUCCGGCGCCACUCCGAGUUCAUCACUUUAUGGAUUGAGUAUCUCGACUACUGUCAGACUGACAGUCAGGAUUUCAACUUUGACAAUUGCUUUAAAACUUACGCCUACUGCUUGAAGAUCCAUUCACGUGUUGGCUUCGGACCGCAGAAAACCGUUAUCAGAUCGUACUUGCUGCUCCGUUUGACCCUGUUUCUUCGAGAAUCCGGGCAUGUAGAGCUAGCUGUCGGUCUAUGGCAAGCAGUGCUCGAAUUUACCUGCUUCCGCCCAGCCCAUCUAACGGGGAAGAAAGAAGAGGCCCUGGUGGAAUUCAAAAAGUUCUGGGCAACUGGGCAUAUUCGAAUUGGAGAGCCCCGUUGGCAACCCUGGAACAGUGCACAAACCCCCCGUGCUCCUGUAAACGAGCGUGUUUACACUUCUGAGGCGGAUAUCCGAGACUUGUUCCCAUCCUGGGCAUUUGCAGAAAGAGCGAGGAUGUUCAAAAAUCGCAUGCCGUCACACACCUUUGAUGAAUCCAAAGAGAAUGACUCUUUCCGAGUGGUCCUUCUUGAAGAUUGCACGCAGAUACUGCCAUACUUCUGGGACUUGGAGCAAAGCCUAGGUUCCCUAGUUGAUGGCUUCUUGUAUUUCUGCCAUUUGCCCCACCUGACAUCACCUGCGAACAUGAACACCAGCCGACUGUGGACUGGUGACAAUUUCUUGCGAAACGAAUACAUGGAUGAUCCUCGAAACACAAUCGCGGACUGGAUCACCUUUCAGAAAUAUGCCGCAACCACAACCCUGGAACCUUUCGCAUUCCCUCACCAUACCUUCGUACACACCACCGAUACUCUUUUUGCUGACCCAAAGAUGUGGUUCUCGGCUCUGACGAAGUGGGCUAAAACUACCUCCCAUUCUUCCUGUGUCAUCGAUCCCGACUUUGUACUCUUGACUCUCCAUGCCCUUGCCGAUGUCUUCAGAGACAGCCAAUUGGCUGAAUACGCUGUUGCAGUAACUUUCGCGUGUGACAACGCUCUUGGCAAGAAGUAUGGGAAGCGACUCUUGAAGGAGCGAUCAUCAAACCUGAGACUUUACAAUGCCGUUGCGCUCAUGUAUUGGCGGACUGGCGACCUUGACACUGCUCACAAUGUGUGGUCCACUGCUUUGUCUAUGAGCCAGAACUUUGACGCUCGCGAGCUCACUGAUUCUGCCCUUCUGUGGAACUCGUGGAUUUGGGAAAUGCUUCACGCUGGGCAAAAGAAUCGAGCAUCAUACCUGUUGCAGGCUAUGCCUUACAAUCGAGUCCAUUUGCUGUCGUACGACACAACUGAUGAAAUCGAAAUUAAUCAAACCGAUUUUCUCAGGUGCUUGUUUGCCGCUCAGAAAAAUGCCUUGAAGUUCAAGAAAAUGCAAGCAUACGCAGCUUACGUCGACUGCUAUGCCAUCGUCCUCUAUCUCAUGGGCGAGCAACUUGAAGAUGUCCUCGAGGUCUACAACAACGCCGUCACUUCCCUUAGAGUCCUUCCCACGACCGAUGAAGAUUUCAGGGUCUUCGGUGGAGAAUUGCUGCACCAAUCUCGAGCCCGGAUCCUGUACCACUAUGUAGAGAAACAGAGUGGCCAAUUCAGACCUGCCGACGUUCGCGCACUGCUACUGGAUAGCUUAGAAUGGUGGCCUCACAACACCAUGUUCUUGUCGCUGUUCAAAUGGAACGAGGCUCGGCUGCAUAUGAGUGACCGAACCCGCGAUAUCUUCGAUGUCACCAUCGGGGCGAAAGCCAGGGCCGCCCUGCAUCUGCGAGGGCCUGCCCCAAUCUACCGUGUGCCUGUCACAACUCACCUUUUCAGCAUCUACGCUGAAAUGGGCCGCCCUCUCACACUCGGCUCAACCCCCCACUCAAUUCGGGCGGCUUUCGAGCGAGCGAUCGGCGAUGCUGGAGUCGUCCCAAUCGGGCGGACCCCAACACGGAAGAGCCCCUUCGAGCUGGCAAGCUCAACCUCCGCGCAGAGCAACCUCACUAUUUGGAGGUUGUACAUCCUCUACGAACUGUACGCGGAGUAUAACGUCGGCCGCGCCCGCGAGAUCUACUUCCGGGCCCUGCGCUCCUGCCCCUGGUCGAAGGAGCUGUACCUGCUCGCCUUUGAGCACUUGCGGGCGGACUUGACCAACCGCCUGCCCCCCUGCCGCCUCAACCGGAAGGGGGAGGUUAACCCUUCGGGGUUCGACCCUGCAGAGCUUCGGGCUCUGUACUCAGAGAUGCUGCGCCGUGGACUUCGGGUCCACUACCAUGUGGAGGGCUUCUGGGCUGAGUAG
Messenger RNA from Penicillium hordei, 3330 nucleotides. RefSeq lists its product as uncharacterized. NCBI's taxonomy places the organism in Eukaryota, Fungi, Ascomycota, Eurotiomycetes, Eurotiales, Aspergillaceae. The transcript has 3 exons. Gene Ontology annotation, biological process: regulatory ncRNA-mediated post-transcriptional gene silencing; negative regulation of RNA catabolic process. The coding region runs from base 1 to 3330 and encodes 1109 amino acids. Gene Ontology annotation, cellular component: catalytic step 2 spliceosome. The record is from RefSeq and is a predicted model, not a curated record.